This is a messenger RNA of Paramecium tetraurelia, 3096 nucleotides long. RefSeq lists its product as uncharacterized. The transcript is spliced from 4 exons. The record is from RefSeq and is a predicted model, not a curated record. Lineage: Eukaryota; Ciliophora; Oligohymenophorea; Peniculida; Parameciidae.
AUGAAUUAAAGUUAUUUACUCUAAUUGUUUACGCUUCCAGUUGCAGAAGGAUUGUCUGUGGUUGAAUUGGAUCAACUUUUAGAUUACAUCGCCAAGGUUUAUUCUAACCAAGAAAAUUUAUAAACUGUUGAAUUAUACAUGGAGAACAAUUUCUCACUAAAAUUAAUUAUGAUAAUUAGAUCGAUUUAUCACUUUGAUUCAAUUAUGUAGUUGAAUCCUUAAAAAUACAAUUCUCAAAGGUUCAAGCAACUUGUCAUUUUUGCCACUAUGUAAUUAAAGAAACUUUCUCAAAUUACAUCAGAAUAAGAUUAGUAAAUUAUUUUUUCCUUAUCCAUACAUUUAGGAAUUAAAUAUUACAAAACUCAUAUUAAACUUAUGUCCCAUCUUAUUGGAAUGGUUUUUGAAGCAUUUUAAGAAAAGAAUGAAUUAUUUGACUUUUUAUUGCAAUAAAUGUCACAAUCCUUAGUAAAUCAUCAAUAAAUGUCAACAUCUAUCACAUCAAUAUUAUUUAUUUUGGACCAAUUGUUAAGAUUUCUAUUUAAUAUUAGAACUCUGGAUUAAUAAUUGUAGGUUAUUGUAGAACAAAUAUUUCAAUAAUUCUAAUACAUUGAUUACUCAAGCAUUGAUAUCCAUAUUGGAAAAACAUUAAGCAGUAUAAUAGUUAUCUGCGUUUAAAAAUACAACUGCUAUUAACAAGAAAAAUUAUUGUUAUUAUCACAAGAUUAACAUUUAUUAAAAUUUAUUUCAAAGUAUUUAUUGCUUGAAAACAUCAUUACUUCAAACUUGCUUAAAUCUUUAUGCAUACUCAUAAAAAAUUAAUCUUAAGUCCAAGCUCAAUUAAAGUUUGAUUCAGUAUAGAUACCCUACUUAGCCUAAUUAACUAAUCAAAUAUUACCAUUACUUAUAUAAUCAUUUUUGGAAAAAAAAUUUGAUCACCCAACAUCCUUAUCAGUGUUAUAAUUUGUAAAUGAAUGUUUGAAUUAUUCCUUUUCUUAUGAAUUCUUUUACAAUAAUCAGCAUCAGCUUUUAUUCAAUUUAAUUUUUGAUAACCUAAUAUUUGACGAAUAAGAAAAUUCAAACUUUUAUGAAAAUACUACAGACUUUUAUGAAUAUAUAUAAGCCAUAAUUAAAUUAGAUAAUGAUACAAUCAAAAGUUUAAUCGCAUAAAUUUUGGAUAAACUCUCCAAAAAUAUAGAUGGAUUCUUAAAGAACUAUUAUGAUAUGUGUUAUGAAUUAUUGUUAUUUCAUUUUGAAGUGAUCUAAGAAACAAAUUUAUGCAACAAAUUACAAACAGAAAUUAUUCAAUGUAAGUUCUUUACUUGCCCGCCUGAUUUAAGAUAUAAUGCAAUAAUUCUAUCAUUUUGUAUCUUAAAUAAAUAGCUUACUACAAGAAAAGAUGUUAGAUAAAGUGUUGAAUACUUUUUGAAGCAAAACUUAAAGUAUAUGAAAAAAAAGGCUGAUGCUCUUGGCAAGUGUUUGGGAAUGGAAUUCAUAAAAAUUGUGUUACCAUCAAUAUUUUCAAACUCUGAGAAAUCCUUUUAAAAAUGCAUAAAGUUCUGUUUUAGAAUAUUAAACUAACCUAAAUAAAAAAGAGGUGUGAAGUUAUUUGCUGUUAAAUGCCUAAUUAAUCUAAUAUAGAAUUAGGAUGUUUAACUUAAGAUGGAAGACUCAAUAGCAUUCCAACAUUUUGAAUUUUGUGAUCAAUUAGCAUUAUGCGAACUCGAUAUAUAUUAUGAAUUUGCUGCAAUUGUUGUCUAGAAUUGCAAUGAAAUUGUGGAUACUUACCUUGAUGACAUAAUGAAAUCAAUAGCAAGAAGAAUUGAUUUUGGGUGUAAAAAGAUCAAGGCAAAUCAGACAUAAUAUGUUAAUCACACCUCUAUUGUCUUUAGUUGCAUAAAAAUUAUAGAUAUAAUAUUAUCUCAGCCAUACACUCUAAAAUAUACGGUAUUUAUUAAGACUAUUUAAUAGGCCUAAAUAGAACCAACUUUAAAUUAAAUUUUGAAUUAUUUAUUGCAACCAGAAAACUUAUUGUUUAUAGAUGAGAUCUUUGAUGCUUGCUCUAAAUUCAUUUCAUAUACAAAGGGUUUAACAGAAAUAAUAUAUAUUAUUUAUGAUAGUUUACCUGCUAUUAUUGAAAAAGAAGGAAAAUUAACCAUCGAAAGUGUUUUUAAACUAUUUUUGCAAAGCACAAUUCAUGCCUCUGAGGUUGUUAAAUCAAAACCUUAGUGGAUAUCUAUAAUGCUAAAAUUUGUUUAUUCAGAACUUUAAAAAAAUAAUUCCAUUGAAGAUAAUAUCAGAAUUUCUAUUUUGAUUCAGCAAUUUUAUCAAUUCUAUAAUUUAGACGAAUGCUGCUUGUUGUUAACAGAAUAAUUUUACAAUAUACUUUCACUUUAAUUAUAAUAAAAAGAAAUUUUACCAAAAACUUUUAUUUCAAUUUUUAUGCCAGUAAUUAUAGACAAUUCUAAACUGUUAAAUACCCAUUUAAGAUAAAUUAUUAUUAACACAAGUGGAUAUUUGAAUUUAACUUUUGGAAGAGCAUUAACUGUAUACAAUUAUAAGUUUUAUUUCAUUAUUAUUCACUUUUUAAUUUUAAACUCAAAUCUUCUUUACGAAGAACAACAUAGAUAAUCAAUAAUUGAAUAAUUAUUCAAUAAUUUCCUCAAUAAAUAUGCUGCUUAUAUAGAAAAAAUCACUUUUUAUUAAAAGAUUGGGAAUCAAAAUUUGUCUUCAUAAGAAAAAACGAUUCCAAGUUUUGAUCUAGAAUAUUAAGAUAAUCAAUUAGAGGUACAUUUGAAAGAGAUGUCACACUACAAAAAAGAAAACCAAAUUGAAAAAUAAAACCUAGUUGAUCUUGAAUCUACCUAAAUUAUGUCAUAAACACAACAAACUUAGAUAGUUUAAAAUAUAUUACAUUAUCUAAAAAUUAACUAUCCAACAACAUUAUCUCAUUUAACUCAAGCAGACAACAUAUUAUUGAAUUCAAUAUUAUAAAUUAGAGAAAUUGAUCCACAGAAUUAGCAAGGUGUAAGAUAAAUUAUGAGUGUCAAAACUUUUUAAAGGAAGUCUUAAAAUUUGAAAUAAUACAAUGUUAUGUGA